GGUUAUGGUAGAUAAUAAAACAUGUUUUGUUGCGUUGCAAUCUAAGUACCUUCGCUGCGUUGAAAGUAAUUCAACUCGUUGGUAUCUCGGGGCAUUUAGGUUUUCUUACAAGUAAAGUGUAGACGGAUAUCAGUGGAAUUGCAUAUUGAUUGCAAAUCAAUUUACGUAACGAUAAAUUAUUUGUUUUUACAUUUGUGAGACUAGAAAGUGAUGGUGUCUGAAAUGGAGCGUUGGUCAAACAAGACAGCGGUAGUGACUGGAGCCAGCGCUGGUAUAGGCGCGGCUGUGUGCGUGGGACUGGCUAACGCUGGGUUACAAGUGGUUGGAUUUGCCAGGAGACCAGAACUCAUAGAGAAAUUGAAAGGAAAUGUAAGAGGAAAAGGUGUGAUAUAUUCAAGGAAAUGUGACGUCAGCAAUAUAGAUGAUAUCAAGGCAGCAUUUAAGUGGGUAGAUGAGAAACUAGGAGGUACCGAUGUGCUUGUCAAUAAUGCUGGAGUACUUUAUUACCCUGGACUUAUUAGCGAUUCGGAUGACAAAACGAUUACCGACGAGGAAAUAUCAGCCACAAUAGAUAUUAAUAUCAAAGGUCUAGUAAUAUGUACAAAAUAUGCAAUCGCGUCAAUGAAGAAACGUAACUUUGAUGGUCAUGUAAUCAAUAUAAACAGCGUUGCCGGCCACUACAUCCCUUCACUGGCAGGGUACAAUGUAUACCCUAGCACCAAGCACGCUGUCACUGCCUUCAACUCCAGUCUGCUCCACGAACUUGCAGAUUGCAAACACAAGAUCAAAGUCACGAGUCUUUCUCCCGGUCUUGUUGCAACGGAGAUGGCAGGAAAGCACGUGACUGAAGAUGUACCGAUGUUGCAACCUUCAGACGUGGCAGAUGCUUUACUAUAUGUCCUGUCUACCCCACCACAUGUCAAUAUAGAAGAGCUGACAAUAGGCUCGGUGUUAGAAAAGAGACGAUGAAUGGUCAUCUGUUCUAUUCACCGUUAGAAGACAACAUGAAGAAUUUAUUCCAGAAAUGCCUAAAUGAUGUAUUGAUUAAAGUUUUGUUAA
This is a messenger RNA of Papilio polytes (common Mormon), 1059 nucleotides long. RefSeq names its product farnesol dehydrogenase-like. NCBI's taxonomy places the organism in Eukaryota, Metazoa, Arthropoda, Insecta, Lepidoptera, Papilionidae. Bases 211 to 969 code for a protein of 252 amino acids. The transcript is spliced from 7 exons. The record is from RefSeq and is a predicted model, not a curated record.